This is a messenger RNA of Daucus carota subsp. sativus, 1119 nucleotides long. RefSeq names its product exopolygalacturonase. Gene Ontology annotation, molecular function: polygalacturonase activity. The record is from RefSeq and is a predicted model, not a curated record. The transcript is spliced from 4 exons. The coding region runs from base 1 to 1119 and encodes 372 amino acids. Gene Ontology annotation, biological process: carbohydrate metabolic process. Lineage: Eukaryota; Viridiplantae; Streptophyta; Magnoliopsida; Apiales; Apiaceae.
AUGAUGCUAGUUUUGAACACUCAAGUUAACUGUGAUGGUAAUACUUAUAGUGUGACAGACUAUGGUGCUGUUUCAGAUGGAGAAACUGAUAACACUCAGUCAUUCAUGGAUACAUGGAAGGCAGCUUGCAAAGCAGGUGGCACGAUGGUGAUACCAGCAGCAAAAGGAAACUUUUUCGUGAACAGGAUAGAGCUUGAUGGACCAUGCAGCGGUCAAGUAACAUUUCAACUUGAUGGAGUUAUUGUGGCACCAUCGGGUAAUCCAUAUCGAGGUUCUUGGUUUACAUUUUACUCAAUUGACGGAUUGACUGUCCAAGGUUCUGGUAUGUUUGAUGGCAAUGGUCCUUCAGCCUGGGCGCAGUGCCCCAAAUGCUCUCCAUCAAUAGGUCUGUAUGCUAUUACCAAUUCGCAUAUUCAAGACAUCACGUCGCUUAAUAGCAAAGGUGUCCACUUCGUUAUGGUUGGAGGGGACGGGGUCACAUUCGAACAUCUCAACAUAACAGCGCCAAGUGAUAGUCCGAACACUGAUGGAAUAAGUAUGGCAAAGUCUAGUAAUAUCCAAGUCGUUGAUUCCUACAUCGGCACUGGUGACGACUGCGUGGCUAUUGGACAAGGGAGCACAGAUAUUAAUAUCAGCGGAGUCAAUUGUGGUCCGGGACAUGGUAUUAGCAUCGGAAGCAUUGGCAAGGUUGAGGCAGAUAAAGACGUUAAUGGAAUUCAUGUACAAAACUGUACUUUAACCUCUACUCAGAAUGGUGUGAGGAUAAAAUCCUGGGCUCCUUCAUAUCCUGUCACUGUUUCGAAUGUUACCUACGAAGAUAUCACAAUUAAUAAUGCAAGUAAUCCAAUUGUCAUUGAUCAGACAUACUGUUUUGUUAACAAGCAAUGUCCGGGUGACUCGCAAGUUCAAAUCAGCGACGUGAAGUAUAUCGGCGUUACAGGAACAUCAGCAUCUCAAGUUGCUGUAAAUCUACAAUGCAGCAACAGUAGGACAUGCCAAGACAUACAUCUGGAGAACAUCGAUCUUACGUUGACAGAAGGAGGACAGGCAUCUUCUAAUUGUGCCAAUGCUAAUGUGACGUACUCAGGGACACAAAAUCCUCCUCCUUGUAAUCAAUAA